AUGGCGUUAACUGAUGCUUUAGAUGAAAUGGUGACUGCGAGAGAGCUGACACCAACUAUUGCAAUGAGAAUAUUACUUGAAUUUGAUAGAUGUAUAGUGAAGGAACUCGAAUUAUUAAAACAAAAAACUACUUUUGGGGCUCAUUUACACACGUACAGAUUUUGUGAUAACGUGUGGACAUUUAUAUUAGAAAAUGUAAAGUUUAAGGCGACAAAUUACAGUGGUAUAGUUGAAGAGAUACAUGCCGACAAAGUGAAAGUAGUUGCUUGUGAUUCAAAAAUUCUAGAAAGAAAAUGA
Molecule: messenger RNA, 297 nt
Organism: Bathycoccus prasinos
Lineage: Eukaryota; Viridiplantae; Chlorophyta; Mamiellophyceae; Mamiellales; Bathycoccaceae
Product: transcription initiation factor IIA gamma chain
Exons: 1
Coding region: 1-297 (98 amino acids)
Biological process (GO): RNA polymerase II preinitiation complex assembly; transcription initiation at RNA polymerase II promoter
Cellular component (GO): transcription factor TFIIA complex
Molecular function (GO): RNA polymerase II general transcription initiation factor activity; TBP-class protein binding
Source: RefSeq, a predicted model, not a curated record